AAAUGACGAGUAAGGAAUAGUGCGAACAGGAGUGAAUGUUAAGUGCUUGUGCGUUUAAGUCAUUGCUGGAUGGACUAAGUCACUAACAGUAUCGGCAGUUGUCGAGUACUUGUACUGUAACUCUGCAAGUACAAGUAGUUACUUAUGCCUUCGAAGCUUAUAAAACUUCAAAAUUUUGUAAUACAUAAUUAUUAUUUAUCAUCAAGAUCGCAAAAGAGUGUCGUGUCGUGUUUUCGUCCUGGGUCGAAACUCGAAAGCGCCGAUAAUGCACAUUGCACAAGCGCCGCCUGUCGUGCUUUGGAGUGUCCAACAGUUUACGCUCUCCCUCUCGGGACUGCAUUACCAUUACCGUUGUUUAGUUGCCGUAUGUGCUUCUGUUGUCUAUUCAGCUGUCACUUUUGACAACCGCACUUCGAAAUUUAAAGCUCGUUUUGAUUUUGAUUACGGCAUUUUGGAUUUAAUGAUUUUUGUUUUGAAUAUGUAUCUUGAUUAUCCAUUUUUGACUCAUGUUCGAACACUUAAGGUAAACCGUUUUUCAUGCUGUGUCUCCUGCAAUUAAACUGGAUUUUGUAAGUGAUAAUGGACAACGGCCACGGCAACCAUGCAACGUCGACUCCGCGAACUCUGCGGAACGUCACCAAUAAAUCGAGCCAGAUGAAACUGACGGAUUUCUCCUGUGUGAAUUAUGUUCCCAAUUUGAGAAAGAUGGUAGGAGACAGUGUGUCUGCGGGGGAUUUUAGAGUGAUGCCGCAGUCAGCUGGGAAGAAACGCCAGAAGAUGGAACAGUCGACGAACUCCGCACAGAAACGUUAUUACCAGCCAGUUAUUGAUGCGAAUCAGCGAGAAAUUGGGGCGCGAUUGUGUAAAAUGUGUGGAUUUGUUGGGGAUCUGGACGAUGAGGAAGACCGGCGCAUCCACGACAUCCAGCAUGGACGAGUGCAGAAUGGGCGCAUUGAUGGGGAUCAGGCGUUGAAAUACACAGAAUUUAAAAAUGAAGUCCUCUUACGCUGUGGCAUGUACGGAUACAAGGUUGUCCUCAUUAAGACAUCAAGCGGUAAUUCUCUCGUUAACAAGGCCCGAUCGGUGGUUCGCUUAGUGUCGCUGACGAUGGACGGCAUCCUGGUGGAGCGUCUGGAAGACAAGCGCGACAUGGUCGUGCUGUUGGUUGAUGUGCGGCGCCGAUUUGUUGUCGGCUGCGUGUGUGCGGACGUUGUUGCCGCUGACCCAGAGCGUUGUUCUUCUUUUAGUCCAGAGCCAGCUGACCGGGAGCGUAUAUUAUGCGGAGUGGAUUUGAUCUGGAUAGACGCACAGCACCGGCGGAAAGGUUUAGCCAGCCUGCUGCUCGACGCUCUGUGGGAUCAUUUCGCCGACACUCAUCUGGGCGUGGGAGCGUCCUCCGCGCUUACCACUGACCUUAAGAAGUCCCACCUGGCCUUCUCCGAGCCGACGGAGAAUGGGCGGCGGUUUAUUGUGGCGUUUAUCGGAGCAGAGGAUUUUCUUUUGUGUAAUCCGCGUAAAAGAAGGCAUUUGGAGUGAUCUGUCGGUGAGAAUAACUAACUUAAAUAAGGAAUUUGUUGAAGCUCUUUUGGAUCUCUGUAGCUUUGUACCUGCUUUACUGGUUUUGUUGUUGUUGUUUAUCUAUUCAGGCGAGUGGUGUUAUGUGAAUCUUUGCAUAAAUAUUUUUGAAUGUG
Messenger RNA from Paramacrobiotus metropolitanus, 1691 nucleotides. Its product is annotated as N-acetyltransferase ESCO2-like. NCBI's taxonomy places the organism in Eukaryota, Metazoa, Tardigrada, Eutardigrada, Parachela, Macrobiotidae. The transcript has 5 exons. Gene Ontology annotation, biological process: mitotic sister chromatid cohesion. Gene Ontology annotation, molecular function: protein-lysine-acetyltransferase activity. The record is from RefSeq and is a predicted model, not a curated record. Gene Ontology annotation, cellular component: nucleus; chromatin. Bases 580 to 1536 code for a protein of 318 amino acids.